AUGGAGUCGACACGCGGACCCCCUCGGGUCAAGAACAAGGCCGCGGCGCCUGUGCAAAUCUCGGCCGAGCAGCUGCUACGCGAGGCCGUCGACCGGCAAGAAGGUGGGAUCCAAGCGCCGCAGCAACGCUUCUCCGAUCUCGAGGAGCUGCACGAGUACCAGGGCCGCAAGCGCAAGGAGUUUGAGGACUAUGUGCGACGCAACCGCAUCAGCCUGCGCAACUGGACGCAGUAUGCCGCAUGGGAGCUGGAGCAAAAGGAGUUUGCGCGCGCGCGCUCCGUCUUUGAGCGCGCCCUCGACGUGCACCCCAACUCGGUGCAGCUAUGGGUGCGCUACAUCGAGUCCGAGAUGAAGACACGCAACGUUAACCACGCCCGGAACCUUCUCGACCGCGCCGUCACCCGCCUGCCCCGCGUCGACAAGCUGUGGUACAAGUACGUCUACAUGGAGGAGAUGCUGGGCAACAUCCCCGGCACGCGCCAGGUGUUUGACCGAUGGAUGCAGUGGCGGCCUGAUGAGGCGGCCUGGAGCGCAUACAUAAAGCUCGAGAAGCGAUACGGCGAGUUUGAGCGCGCACGCGAAAUCUUUAGCAUGUUUACGCAGAUUCACCCGGAGCCGCGCAACUGGAUCAAGUGGGCUAAGUUUGAGGAGGAGUUCGGCACGAGCGACCUUGUGCGGGACGUCUUUGGAAACGCGGUUGAGACGCUUGGUGACGAGCUCGUCGACGAGAAGCUCUUCAUCGCCUACGCCCGCUUUGAGUCCAAGCUCAAGGAAUACGAGCGUGCCCGCGCCAUCUACAAGUACGCCCUCGACCGGCUACCGCGCUCCAAGUCGGCCGCGCUACACAAGAACUACACGACCUUUGAGAAGCAGUUUGGUGACCAGGACGGCGUCGAAGACGUGGUGCUGAGCAAGCGCCGCGUUCACUACGAGAACCUGGUGCGGGAGAACCCUAAGAACUACGACGCCUGGUUUGAUUAUGCGGCGCUGGAGGAGACGUCGCGCGACGCUAACCGGGUGCGCGACGUGUACGAGCGUGCUGUGGCGCAGGUGCCACCGACGCAAGAGAAGCGACACUGGCGACGAUACAUCUAUCUCUGGAUAUUCUACGCCAUAUGGGAGGAAACGGAGGGCGGGGACGCGGAGCGGGCGCGGCAGAUCUACGCGACGUGCCUGGGCCUGGUGCCGCACAAGCGGUUCACGUUCGCCAAGGUGUGGCUGCUGGCGGCGCAGUUCGAGAUCCGGCAGGGCCAGCUGACGGCGGCGCGCAAGCUGCUGGGCCGGGCGCUGGGGACGUGCCCGAAGGACCGGCUGUUCGUCGGCUACGUGGACCUGGAGCGGCGGCUGUACGAGUUCGGGCGGUGCCGAACGCUGUACGAGAAGCACGUGGAGCACAACCCGGCCAACUGCACGACGUGGAUCCGGUUCGCGGAGCUCGAGGCGGCGCUCGAGGACACGGAGCGCGCGCGCGCCAUUUUCGAGCUCGCCGUCGCGCAGGACCCGCUCGACAUGCCGGAGCUGCUCUGGAAGGCGUACAUUGACUUUGAGGAGGGCGAGGGCGAGUACGAGCGCGCGCGUGCGCUGUACGAGCGCCUGCUGGACAAGACGGACCACGUCAAGGUGUGGAUCAGCUACGCGCACUUUGAGGUCAACAUCCCCGAAGGCGAGGAGGACGGCGAGGAGGAGCAGGAGGUGGUGAGCGAGGAGGCCAAGGCGCGCACCAGGGCCGUGUUCGAGCGCGCGCACAAGCGCAUGCGCGACAAGGACCUCAAGGAGGAGCGCGUGGCGCUGCUCAACGCCUGGCUGUCGUUUGAGCGCACGCACGGGGCCGAGGGAGACGUGGACCGCGUGCAGGCGCAGAUGCCGCGCCGCGUCAAGCGCAGGCGCCGCGUCGACGGCGACGAGGACGCCUUCGAGGAGUACGUCGACUACGUGUUCCCCGCCGACGACAAGCAGGCGGGCAACCUGUCCAACAUGCUGGCCAUGGCGCAGAGCUGGAAGCAGACUGGUGGCAGCCUGUCGUGA
This is a messenger RNA of Cordyceps fumosorosea ARSEF 2679, 2025 nucleotides long. Its product is annotated as Tetratricopeptide-like helical. The record is from RefSeq and is a predicted model, not a curated record. Gene Ontology annotation, biological process: spliceosomal complex assembly; mRNA splicing, via spliceosome. Gene Ontology annotation, molecular function: protein binding. The transcript has a single exon. Lineage: Eukaryota; Fungi; Ascomycota; Sordariomycetes; Hypocreales; Cordycipitaceae. The coding region runs from base 1 to 2025 and encodes 674 amino acids. Gene Ontology annotation, cellular component: Prp19 complex; post-mRNA release spliceosomal complex; U2-type catalytic step 2 spliceosome.